Rotaria sp. Silwood1 is the source of this 1407-nucleotide messenger RNA. The record is from the annotation of a GenBank genome assembly. NCBI's taxonomy places the organism in Eukaryota, Metazoa, Rotifera, Eurotatoria, Philodinida, Philodinidae.
AUGACUGAUUCUUUGAUUUGUCCUAUAACUCAACAAUUAUUCUCGGUCCCAGUUCUUGCUGAGGAUGGCUAUACAUAUGAAGAAUCUGCAAUUGUUAAGUGGAUUCAAGAAAAUCAUACAAGUCCAAUGACAAAACAAAAUUUGUCCGUUGAAGGUUUGCGUUCCAAUGGUCGUAUCAAAAGUUUAAUAGAAGAAUUUGAAAAUUCAUUACAUUCCGUUGAUUAUCGUUUUAAGUUGAAUGUUGACGUACGAAAAGAAGGUAAGGCAAUAUUUCGUGUCAACUUCAAAUCUAUAUAUCAUGCUCAAUGGAUAACACGUCGAAAUGCUCCGCCAACAAUUAUUUUGGAAAUGAAUGGUGUGCGAGCAAAACGAGAAGCAUCAUUUUGUGUACAAUUGAGCCGUCACCCACAUAUUAUACGAACAUAUGGAAUGGUUGAGCCGACACCUCAAGACUCCAUUAUGUUACUUCAAGAAUAUGCUCCAGAAGGAAGUCUUCAUGAUCUACUCGAUGAUCAACCAAGGGUUCCAGAUGAAAUGAUUUUGAUUGAAAUGUUUUCACAAAUAACAGAUGCAAUGACUUAUCUUGCAUAUAAUCGUGUGACUCAUGGAGAUCUAGCAUGUAGAAAUGUACUAGUUUUUCGUUUCAAUAAGUACAAGCCUGAAGAUAAUCUUGUUAAAUUGACUGAUUUUGGUCUUACUCGACACAGUUCUAUAUAUUUAUCAGUUAAAAAUGAAUCAGUGGUAAAUGAUUGCAUUCCAGUACGUUAUGCAUCACCGGAAUUAAUUCAAAAUCAGGAAUGUUCUGAAAAAUCAGACAUUUAUUCUAUGGGUGUAACUAUGUGGGAAGGCUUUUCAAAAGCCAAGAUUCCAUGGUCUCACAUCGAAACGGAUAGAGAAGUUUAUCAACGUGUGGCCUCGGGUGAAACAUUGCCAAAACCCAUUAUGUGCAGUGAUGAAACAUGGUCCGUGAUUUUGACCACAAUGAACAUAAAUGCACAAGAACGACCAGCAUUUUCCCAAUUAAGACGUUCACUGACGAGAUUACAAUACCAGCUCGAAAAUAUAACUAGAAGCCAUAAUGAACUAAUGAAUAAAUUUCAAAGAGUACUUCAAGUUGAGAUGGAUGAAGUUGUUGUAGGCAUAGCUGUCGAACAAACUCUUGUAAAUUUAAGUGGAUUAAACAUUCAUCAAACAGGUGCAACAUUUCGACGUAAAGACACUGAUAUUACAGUAUUUCGUUUGAGGAUGCCUAAUGAGAAUGAUUUAAACACUUUUACUCGUUACUACGGUGAACACUUUAAGAACUUGAUAAUCAAAUACGAACGAGAAUCAACAACAGAAUGGGUAAAAAUACUAAUGAACACAAAAAUCUUGUAUAAUCAUAUGGUAUCGAUUAUUUGCAACUAA